Molecule: messenger RNA, 1806 nt
Organism: Sphaeroforma arctica JP610
Lineage: Eukaryota; Ichthyosporea; Ichthyophonida
Exons: 2
Coding region: 190-1791 (533 amino acids)
Biological process (GO): tRNA methylation
Cellular component (GO): nucleus; tRNA (m1A) methyltransferase complex
Source: RefSeq, a predicted model, not a curated record
GUGCCAACGAAUAUGUAAAAUAAUAUAAUUUCACUUGUAAUUUUUGAAGUUCGGUCUCCCGUACGGAGAACGGCAGAAGGCGAUGCAGAAUAGCAGAUUUCCACGUGCCGGAUUCCAAUGUCACGUUAAUAUUCCCUUGGCCAUUCCACCUUCUGCUUGCAGAGCAGUAGGUGCAUUCGUUUAUGCGCUAUGUCGACUAGUGAGCCCAUGGAUGGUAUUAGCAAUAAAGGCGCUUCAAUCGGGGACUCUCAGGAAAAUAGAGAUGGCGUUGUAGAAGUGACGAAAGCUGGAGUGAAAGCCGAGGUAGCUGUCGAGGAGUUAGUAGCGGAGAACAAUCCACACAUAAUUAAAGAGGGUGACUAUGUUAUUCUGUGCGCGGGGGCAAAAAACAACUACAAGGUGGUUCAGGUGACGAAAAAUGCGGCGAAAAUUCGCUGGUUCAAGCACUUUGUGAAGGUGUCGGCGCUCGAGGGAUGUUAUUACGGAAAACACUACGAGAUCGCCGAGGACGGCGUGGUGGAAUCACGGUAUGUCGAUGUGCUAGGAGAGUCUACAGAAGAACACAGUGGUAAAGAUCACAGAAGUAUUCAGCAAGAUUAUGAUUCACAGAAACUAUCAUAUGAGGAGAUCACACGGCUGAAGAAGGAGGGCGUAAGUGGCGAGGAUAUGAUUAAGUUGUUGGUGGAGAAUAGUGGGAGUUUCGAAAAUCGCACAGAGUUCUCCCAGGCCAAAUAUAUUAUGAAGAAGCAAAAACGGCAUCUGGCGAAUACAUUCUCACUAAGAAGACCUACUUUGCCAUUACUGUGUGAUACUACAUACCAAUUUAAUCCUGAAAGGAUACAAAAUAUAAGGUCUGAUUCACUCGCGCAAGUACUUACACAAGCUAAUGUACAUGCAGGCUCUCGCGUACUCUUGUUGGAAUCAUGCAAGGGGCUUGUGACGGCUGGUGUUCUGGAGAGAUUAGGUGGUUACGGCGAAUGUGUGAGUCUCUAUGUAGGGGACAAGCCUUCGCACCCGUACGUAGAUCAAAUGAACUUCGAUGAGAAGGUUAUGAGCACUUUGCGCUCCUUUCCACUUGUUGAUUUUGACCUAGCGAGUACCUAUGCGGACACAUAUGGGGAGCGAAUCGAUACUAUGGCAGCGGAAAUUGUUGCGAAGAAGCAAGACGUUGCAAACGGUGGCGAGUUCACUCAAAAAGAUCAACAGUGGUUGGCGCGUAGGAUAAAAAAGCAGCAGGUCAUGAACAAUAUAUACUUGGCCGCACAAACACUGAAGAAAGGCAGUUUUGACAGUGCCAUUAUGGUGAGCCGCUUCCACCCCGAAGGCGUUAUGGACCGCCUUCUACCCAAACUCAUGCACUCAGGACAGCUGGUACUCUUCUCUGUCAUGCCCGAGGUGCUUGUGCCCAUCCGCAACAACAUGCGUGCACGCGACGACUUUGUCAAUGCGUCUCUAUUUGACACUUGGACUAGAUCGUACCAGAUCUUGCCCCAGCGCACACACCCGGAGAAUAACAUGACGGGCAGCAGUGGGUAUGUACUGUCGGCUACGUAUGUGAUGACUAAAGACAUGUGUGGGAUUAGUGCUUUUGUGCCGCCGCCAAAUAAGCGCAAGCUGAUCCAGAUGGCCAAGGGAGGUAAGAAGGCAAAGAUGGAGGCUGAGAAAGUGAGUGAGGGUACCAAGGAAGCGAGUGAUGUAGAGACCGCUUCUACUGGGGACAAUAUCGCUGAACAAGUGCAAGAGUUAACCAGUGAGACCGCCGAGGUUGUUUUCACGGAUGCCACUAAAUAAAGAUCGUAAACAAGU